This is a messenger RNA of Dibothriocephalus latus, 1194 nucleotides long. The record is from the annotation of a GenBank genome assembly. Lineage: Eukaryota; Metazoa; Platyhelminthes; Cestoda; Diphyllobothriidea; Diphyllobothriidae.
AUGUAUCGCUACCAGUUUUUGCGAGAAUUGGGUGAUGGAACGUACGGUUCUGUCCUUCUUGCCCUGUCUAUAGAAACAAAGGAGAAGGUGGCUAUCAAAAAAAUGAAGAAGAAAUAUUACUCCUGGGAAGAAUGCUUAAAUUUGCGCGAAGUGAAGUUCACUCACCAUCACUUUCUAUUUGCAUCGUCUUCUAAGACACUUAAACGGUUGGAACAUCCAAGCAUUAUAAGACUAAGAGAAGUUAUUCGGGAGAAGGACGAAUUGUUCUUUGUUUUCGAGUACAUGAAAGAAAACCUCUACGAAAUGAUGAAGCGCAGGUUCGGCCAAACCUUGACCAAACUGUUUCCCGAAGACUCGGUGCGGAAAAUAACAUGGCAAAUCCUGGAUGGUCUAGCUUACAUGCACAAGAAAGGAUUUUUUCACCGUGACUUAAAGCCGGAAAACCUGUUGUGUAAUGGAACAGAUACCAUAAAACUUGCGGACUUUGGGCUAGCAAGGGAAAUCCGCUCCCAGCCUCCCUACACGGAUUAUGUGUCAACACGAUGGUAUCGAGCCCCGGAGGUGCUCCUGCGGUCCUUGAAAUAUAACUCUCCCAUCGACCUGUUUGCAGUCGGUUGCAUCAUGGCUGAACUGUAUACACUCCGCCCUCUCUUUCCCGGCGACUCUGAAAUCGACAUGUUAUACAAAAUUUGCUCGGUUUUAGGAACUCCCAGCCAGAAAGACUGGCCCGAAGGUUACCAGCUCGCGGGUGCGAUGAAUUUUAAAUUUCCAAAGUGUUCUCCAGUUCCUCUUGGCAAUUUGAUCCCAAAUGCCAGUCCGGAGGGCAUCAGUCUGAUAUGCGACCUUAUCUCCUGGAAUUCUCAGAAACGCCCUACAUCCCGAGAGGCAAUUUACCCUGCUAUGAAACGCGCCUACUUCAAGCCCUAUCAUGAUAGCCUCCGAAAUAUGAACCAAGUCGCGCGUGAGCCUGACACCGAAAAUGUGUGUCCCCUCGAGGUGACUGAGUCUGGUGAGCAGGUUCCUGCGGAGUCUAAAAAGGACAGUGGUCGGCCUUGUGGCCAGGAAUCCAGCGGAGACCCCAAAAAACGCCCCUCAUUGACCAAACGUAAAUCAACUGUGGGUGUGGACAGCACGCGAAAGCGCAGUCUCGCGGCGCGGAAUGAUAACGGUACGUUUGCUUUCACCUACCUUUGA